AUGGAUACAGGCGCUGGUCGCGGCAAGGCAAACCAGAAGAAACAAUCCAAGGUCAAAGCCCGUAAAAAGGCAGACUACAAAGAACGAUUUGAUGUCAAAGCCCCUCAAAAGGCAGGCAUGAAGAAACAAAGGUUAAAGCCCCUCAGAAGGCAAACCAAAAAGCAGUCUGAUGUCAAAGCCCCUCAAAAGGCAGACAAGAAACAAUCCGUCCUCGACGGUUUCUUUCAAAAGAGUCAGGGCCACAUGCCAAAGACUCCAACUCCUACCACGGGCGGCCAAAGUGCGGAGACCCCGUUCAUCAAGAGCGGUAAGGGCCCCGAAUAA
Molecule: messenger RNA, 324 nt
Organism: Penicillium mononematosum
Lineage: Eukaryota; Fungi; Ascomycota; Eurotiomycetes; Eurotiales; Aspergillaceae
Exons: 2
Coding region: 1-324 (107 amino acids)
Source: RefSeq, a predicted model, not a curated record